CAGGCCGGCGCGGCGCUCGCUCCCGGCGGCGAGCGGGCGGCACGAGCGCCGGGGGGGGCCAUGGGGGCCCCUCGCUGGAGACGGCUCUGCCUCUUGCUCCUGGCCGGUUUAACAUCCUCCGUCAUCCUGUACGGUCACUACUACGCCACGGUGGAGGCGCCCGCCAGCCCGCGGCUCCUAGCCAGCCUGCUGCAGCUGGCACCGCUGGUCCUGGCUCCUUCGGAGACGCUGAGCCGAGCGGGGAGCCACGGCUGGGCCCAGGAAGGCGGGUUGGAGAGAGGGAAGUCCUUUAAAUCUUCCUCUGAGUUGGUGAAGGACAAACUCACCAAAAGCCAGCCCAGCACUUGCCUCCACUCUGUGACAGCCAGAGCAAAGGCAGACCCCAAAUUUGGGGAGCUCUUCCACUUUGACACCCCCGUGCUGAUGUGGGACCAGCACUUCAGCCCGGAGACCUGGGACAGGCUGAAGGCGCGACACGUCCCGUACGGCUGGCAAGGCUUGUCCCAUGCAGCUGUCGGCAGCACGCUCCGGCUCCUCAACACCUCCUCCAACAGGCGCCUCUUCGACAGAGACAACUUCCCCAGGGGCUGCGUCCGCUGUGCCGUGGUGGGCAACGGUGGCAUCCUCAACGGCUCACAGCAGGGCAAGGAGAUUGAUGCUCACGACCUGGUGUUCAGGCUCAACGGUGCUGUGAUCAAAGGCUUUGAGGAAGAUGUUGGUACCAAGAUCUCCUUCUAUGGUUUCACAGUGAACACAAUGAAGAACUCCCUUAUUGCCUAUGAGGAGUAUGGCUUCACCCAGAUACCCCAGGCCAAGGACCUGAGAUACAUCUUCAUCCCCUCAGAUGUGCGGGACUAUGUCAUGCUGAAGUCAGCCAUCCAGGGCAGCCUGGUCCCCGAGGGCUUGGACAAGGGUGACGAGCCACAGAAGUAUUUUGGACCAGAAGCAUCUGCAAAGAAGUUCAAGCUGCUGCAUCCAGAUUUCCUACAUUAUCUAACAGCAAGGUUCUUGAGGUCAGAAAUCAUCAAUACACAGUAUGGCUACCUCUACAUGCCCAGUACUGGUGCGCUCAUGCUCCUGACAGCGCUCCAUACCUGUGACCAGGUCAGUGCCUACGGGUUCAUCACUGACAACUAUGAGCAGUUCUCGGACCACUACUAUGAGCUGGAGAAGAAACCGCUGCUGUUUUAUGCCAACCAUGACAUGAUGCUGGAGGCAGAGCUGUGGAAGAGCUUGCACCAAGCAGGGAUCAUGAAACUUUACCAGCGGUGAGGCAGGGCAGCAGCCCAUGGGGGUCAAGGCCCUCGGACUCUCACUAUGUCACAGAAGUGGUUCUUCUCCUCUUUCCUGAAGGCCUCUUUCUCUUUCCUAAGGCCAUCCAGGACUCCUAGGCUAGCUGAUGAGGCACAGGCCCUCUACACUUCAGUUGCUGGCAGCUGCCUGACAACUUGCAGCAGGUCAGCAGUGUGGGUAGAUGGUAAGGGGCAGGCCAAAGGGGUUAGGGAAAUGCUGCAACAUUUCCUCAGGGAUCUGCAGGAACUUGUUUUGUAGCUUAGCGCAAUCGAACAUGGCCUUUGUGGUACCAAGCACGACUGCUUGUGGCUGUGACCUCCCAGUGCCACAAACACCUCUGUGGGGCAACACCAGCCCCCGGGAAGAACUGUGUUUGGCUGCCAGUAGGAGCAGGAUGAUGGAGGAAGAGGACGCUGGAAAAGUGUGGGUGUGACAGCCCCAUUCUGUUUUUUGUCUUCCCUGGAGGUUUACAACCUGCUCUCUAUGAGUGUAAAGCCUCUGCCUGGAGAACACCCAACUGGUCCUUUACCUUUCUAUCAUACUGCAGGACCAAGAACCAUCAGCCCAAAUGCUCCUCACCAUGGUGAGAUUGCAAAGGGCAUGAAUCCUUAGACUAGAUUGUUCAACUAACCAAGAACGGUGGUGUGUUUGGAGGACACCUCUCACUUAGACUGCAAAAAGCUUGACCACUACAAAACUGGAUUGAUGGGCAUGUCUUUCCAGAAAGAUUUCUUCACCUCCAUCACCAGAAGAUAGUAGAGGCUUGGCUGCCCUCUCCUAUAACAAACAUAAGGAUGUAAUGUGUCUGCAGCUCUUUUCCCCUUUUUCUGUUGUGAUACUGGUCAAGGAAGCAAAGAGUCUUAAAAGAAAAAAAAAUAUCCAUCAGGUAUGACUAGGAUUACUGCAGCUCAGCUGGAACAUCAGAAAGUUGGCUAGCCUUUGAUCAUCCAGGAGAGUUAGCCUAGUGCCCUCUCCUCCCCCCUUUUUUUUGCAUUGGGAUCAUGUGAUGCCCUCCACACGCUUUAAGAAGGCAUUCCUCCCUCCCCCCAAUACCAGAGGGGUUAGGGAACCAACAGCUCAUGGUGCAAGUCUGAACUAUCAUCAGUCUCAUUUAAAAAUAUGUAAUAUAUAUCUACUCAGGAGAAAAAAGGUCUUGAACCCCCUCAGCUACCUGCUGUAAGCCAAUGCUGCGUAACUAGGAAGACCCUCCGGGGAUAAUGCUACUUCAGCAACCAGUGGCUGGCUAGAGGGAUGGUACUACACAAUGGAGGAGAUGGUGUAAUUUGAAACAUUUUCCCACUUUGUAUAAUUACAUAAAUGUUGAAUGACCAUGUUCUUUUAUGCCUGCUUCCGUUGUU
Messenger RNA from Rhea pennata, 2651 nucleotides. It is a transcript of the gene ST6GALNAC2, whose product is annotated as ST6 N-acetylgalactosaminide alpha-2,6-sialyltransferase 2. Lineage: Eukaryota; Metazoa; Chordata; Aves; Rheiformes; Rheidae. Gene Ontology annotation, molecular function: alpha-N-acetylgalactosaminide alpha-2,6-sialyltransferase activity. Bases 61 to 1272 code for a protein of 403 amino acids. Gene Ontology annotation, biological process: protein O-linked glycosylation. The record is from RefSeq and is a predicted model, not a curated record. The transcript has 10 exons.